AUGCCAUCAUCCAGGGUGGCAGCAGCAGCAGCAAAUGGUGUGAACUUUUUCACCCAAAACAAAUAUAGUGCACCAAUAGAUGAUGACGAAGACGAGGAGGAAGUAGGUCACCAUCAAGCACUACCAACUAACGAUGUUCAAAGUUCUUUAAAUUCAGUUCUUUCAGAAGAUCAACUUCGUGCAAAUCGUGAAGAGCUUUUUAGAUUAAACCUUAAGGUUAUUCAAAAGCUUGUAAGGGUUUACAAGGGUGAUUUCAACGUUGGUAUAGAAAUUCCAUCAAGUAAAAAAGGUGAAUACUGUGAUAUUUUAUGCAAAAAUCAUUCAGAAGCCCUUUUACGUUAUCACUUUUAUAAUAUUCACGAAGAAAUUAAAAAUCAAGACGAAAUUGACAGAAAUGCACCAGUCACUAUUUAUCAAAAUCCGAGUGAUGCAAAUGAAGGUACCAUGGUUUUAGUUUUUUGUAAAGAUUUUAAUUUGGAGUUAAAAAGCUUAUCACUUUAUUUUGUGGACGAAACAACCAAUCGUAUUGUGUUUGUUUUCAAACAUGGUAUUGAAAGCUCAGAUAGAAAUAUAGUAAGAGUUUUAGAUCACCAAGGUAAUAUUCUUUCAAGUGUUGUCAAAAUUUCAAUUCCCUAUGUCAAAACUUUAUUAAAUAAACCAGCAAACUCCUCUCCAGUUGAAAUUAGAUUUCUUACAUUUACAUCCCAUCACGAUCUAGGUAAAGAAGGUGAUUUAUGGUACCAGCCAGAGGAAUAUUCAUUGGAUCAAGGCAGAGUUAAAAAAGUUAUAAAGUUUAUACAACCAGGCUUCAAAUUAAAAUUAAUUUCAAAAUAA
This is a messenger RNA of Dictyostelium purpureum, 834 nucleotides long. RefSeq lists its product as uncharacterized. The record is from RefSeq and is a predicted model, not a curated record. The transcript has a single exon. Bases 1 to 834 code for a protein of 277 amino acids. NCBI's taxonomy places the organism in Eukaryota, Evosea, Eumycetozoa, Dictyosteliales, Dictyosteliaceae.